UUACACUUUGGAGUGAUGAAGAGAGAAAAGGUGAAAGAUACAUAGGAAAUACGUCUAACGUGCAUCUAGGUAUCAAUUGCGUACACGCAAUAUAAUAAAAAUUAGGAAAAUGAGCAAAAUUCACAUUUAUUGACCAAUAAAUCAUAAAUGCUCUAGUAAAUUCGUUUACUUAGUACUUUUUACUACGUCCCGUGUAACCUAUUUAAAGGGCGUUUCGCACUUAUUGCACUCGCUGCGCAGCAUCGAAAGAACCACUUCGUUGAUUGGCAAUCGCACACGGUUCCGUGACAUUUGCGAUUUUGAUGUCUGCCUGUACCGUUGUGUAGGUCAUAUGAUUCUGUCAAUCGGCAUUACGCGAAAUUGUCAGUGUACGCCAAUUGUCCGUUAGUAUCAGCAAUUAUCGGGCGCGUUUUAUACAUACGUAUGCGAGUGAGUGCAGGCGACCAGACAAUAACGCAGCGGUGAAAAACAACGCAGGUUCUACACGCUCCGAGAAAAUGUCACUCUUUGGAGUGGGCAACCCUUUUUCCACUCCAGUAGGACAAAAGAUCGAAUCCGCUACAGAUGGCAGUUUACCAAGUGAGAAUUGGACACUUAAUAUGGAAAUAUGUGAUAUCAUAAACGAAACCGAAGAUGGGCCAAAAGAUGCUAUUAAAGCGAUCAAGCGCAGACUCAAUCAAGCAGCGGGCAAAAAUUAUACCAUAGUCAUGUAUACACUUACCGUGUUGGAAACAUGUGUGAAAAAUUGUGGGAAACGCUUUCAUACUCUUGCCUGUUCAAGAGAAUUUGUGCAGGACUUAGUUAAACUAAUCGGUCCCAAAAAUGAACCACCAACUGCAGUUCAAGAAAAAGUCUUAAGUUUGAUUCAAACAUGGGCAGAUACAUUCCGUCAUCAGCCACAUACUCAAGGUGUGGUGCAGGUUUAUCAGGAAUUAAAGAUAAAAGGCAUACAGUUUCCAAUGACUGAUUUGGAUGCUAUGGCGCCAAUCAUCACACCUGAGAGAAGUGUACCUGAAACAGAGCAAAUUCCGACAAGCUUAGCUACAAAUGAGCAGUCUGCUUCAUUGGGAACGCAACAUUUACCACCCCAAGUAUCACAAUCUGCUGGACAGUUAACUCAGUUGAAUGAACAACAAAUGGCGAAAUUACAAAGCGAGCUUGAUGUUGUUCAAGGAAACAUGCGCGUAUUAUCAGAAAUGUUGGCGUACUUUACAAGUCCGGAUCAAAAUAGUAAACAGCAACCAGAUCCCGCAGAUCUUGAGCUGUUAAAUGAACUUCAUUCAACAUGUAAGGCAAUGCAGGAACGUGUUGUCGAUUUAAUCGGUAAAUUGGCUCACGACGAAAUGACAGCGGAAUUGUUGCGCAUUAACGAUGAAUUAAACAACCUGUUUCUUCGUUAUUCGCGUUACACGAAGAAUAAAAUGCAAGUACCUGCGAGUACUAUAUUAGCUCAAGCUAUUGGGCAUCCACCAAAUGUUGAGUCAACUCCAGCUCUUACUAAAGCAGAGGCAGAUUCACUUAUAGAUUUGUCCGACGAUGUAGGUGAUGUAACAAAACAGAUGAAAGAACUUGACGCAGCUGAAGGCGUGGAGAAAAAAAGAGUGGACCAAAAGGAGAAAAAAGAAGGAGAUAAUGAUGAAUUUGAUAUGUUUGCACAGUCGCGCAAUGCAACAUAUGAAAAAACAAAGAAUAGUGGCAGCAAGUACGAAGAUAAUUUGGAGCAGGUGAGAGGUGGAGGUCUAAGUACGGCAAUGCUCAACCGCAAUAAUCCUAAAUUAUCCCAGCCGACCGCUACUAGUGCUAGUCAGAACCUGGAAUCCGAAUUCAAUGAAAUGGCGGCUUGGUUAGAUCACACACCUGGAGGACAAGGUGAUCAGGAAUCUUUGACAUCGUCGGAAUUUGAACGCUUCUUGGCGGAACGUGCAGCCGCGGCCGAAGCUUUGCCGACUCUUUCCACAGCCGCAACUGCCACCUCGAAUUCUUCAGCUACCAGCAACCAAAACAUCCAACGCCAAAUUAACAAAGAUCAAGACAAGUCUUUAUUUGCUCUUUAAGUACCUUGAAGCUUUCUCUCUUUUCUCUUGCGAAACGGGAGGCUAAACUUAUUGAGACUGUCGUGCUAAAUUUAAAUGGCACGUAUCUCUUAUUUUUCCCUCUAAUCGCGCUCCUGUCAUCGACAAUUAAAAGUAUCAAUUUGUAUUUUUCACAUUAGGAGCUGAAAUAAGAUAGGACACACAAAAGGCGAGGGAAAAAGUACAUAAAAGUACAGGAAAAAAUGCUGUACGUGCUUUGUGCUUGUACGUACUUAAUAAUAUAACUGGUAUUGUGCAAUCGUAUUCGAGAUAUUGUUUCUGCAGUAAAAUUGUGGUCAUAAUGUCGAUAAGUUGCUUUCAAGUUGUUCUAUGAAACAUUACAACACUGACUAUUAUGUAACGAUAGCAUGUUAAUAAUUAAUUUAUGUUUGUACAUAAGCAACAAUGCGUCCAUGAAAAUAUCCAGAUCUUGCUAUAUUAUAAAUUUUGCCACAAGGUCGACAAAUCAAGUGUAAGAUCAUAUUUAGAUCAAAUUUUUGAAUCGAGGCAUGGAUAUUCGGAUGAAUGUCCGCUCGAGUAAUCGAGAUCUUAUCUAUAUAUUGACAAACUAUUUUUCUAUGUUGAAGUAAAUUUUGUCUCAGCUGUUUGACAUUCUAUACAGAGAUACAUUCUACAGAUUUAUUAUUAUUUUUACUAUUGUAUAAUUCCUACUAUUGUAGAGACUAUUUAUAACUUAUUAAUGUAUAAAUUAGAAGCAUGAAUUUAUUAUUACCGCUAUCAUCAUUAUUGCAGUUAUAUAAUAAUAUUAUAAAUAAUAUAUUCUGAAAUCGUGGUAAAUUCAGCAGCAACAUUGGUGAUUAGAGGUCUAUUUCUUCAUAUCCUAUGUUUAUAGUCCUGAAAAAGUGAUAUUUUAGCUUCCUCUUCAGAAUUUUAUCAUUUAUCUAUCUUUAGUAAUGUACUUCCUGUUUUAUUUGCUUAUAUUUCUACUGUAUUUAUGCAUACUUAGUACGAAUAGGCGGUUAAAAAAAAAGUACACCUGCGGUGCCUGUAUUGACUGAAUUCGCAGUUAAUAAGGAUAAUCUGUAUCUCGUCACUUACGCAGAAAAUAAAACUGUGCAUCAGAACUAAGAA
Molecule: messenger RNA, 3164 nt
Organism: Linepithema humile (Argentine ant)
Lineage: Eukaryota; Metazoa; Arthropoda; Insecta; Hymenoptera; Formicidae
Product: TOM1-like protein 2
Biological process (GO): signal transduction
Cellular component (GO): membrane; endosome
Molecular function (GO): ubiquitin binding; clathrin binding; phosphatidylinositol binding
Source: RefSeq, a predicted model, not a curated record